UGGGGUGUGCAGAGAGGGUAUAAAAGUCCCCAAAAGCCUCAUUGCCUCUCAUCCUUCCUCAUCUCUUCCUGCACAAGCAGCUCAGGUGACCCAGCACAGCACCAUGUGCUCCCGCCAGGACAAGGACCAGUGCCACCGGCAGCAGCGCCAGAGCAGCGGCGGCUGCCACAGCUCGGGGGGUGGCGGCUGCCACAGCUCCGGUGGUGGUGGCUGUCACAGCUCCGGUGGCAGCUCUGGGGGCUGCCACAGCUCCGGUGGCAGCUCUGGGGGCUGUCACAGCUCCGGUGGUGGCGGCUGUCACAGCUCCGGUGGUGGUGGCUGUCACAGCUCGGGCGGCGGUGGCUGUCACAGCUCUGGUGGCUCCAGCUGCCACGGGAAGCCGCAGGUGCAGGUCCAGCAGCAGCAGCAGCAGCAGCAGCAGCAGGUGCUGCAGAUGCCCCAGCAGAAGAUGAAGUGACAGCGUGGCCAUCACCUUGUCCCAGCUCUGGCAGACAAGGCCAUAUGGGGACUGGCUCCCUGUCACCUCCUCGGCGGUCCCGAAGCCUCCCCGGUGCCCUCCAGAGCCUGGCAAGGGCUGGGCUGUGCCCAAUAAAGAGUCACAUUCCCUAAA
Haemorhous mexicanus (house finch) is the source of this 610-nucleotide messenger RNA. Its product is annotated as keratin-associated protein 5-4-like. The record is from RefSeq and is a predicted model, not a curated record. The transcript is spliced from 2 exons. Bases 104 to 457 code for a protein of 117 amino acids. Lineage: Eukaryota; Metazoa; Chordata; Aves; Passeriformes; Fringillidae.